This is a messenger RNA of Salvelinus namaycush (lake trout), 1101 nucleotides long. RefSeq names its product visual system homeobox 2-like. Lineage: Eukaryota; Metazoa; Chordata; Actinopteri; Salmoniformes; Salmonidae. Gene Ontology annotation, cellular component: nucleus. The transcript is spliced from 5 exons. The coding region runs from base 1 to 1101 and encodes 366 amino acids. Gene Ontology annotation, molecular function: DNA-binding transcription factor activity, RNA polymerase II-specific; sequence-specific double-stranded DNA binding. The record is from RefSeq and is a predicted model, not a curated record. Gene Ontology annotation, biological process: regulation of transcription by RNA polymerase II.
AUGCGUUUGACAACGACGCACAAGUGCACAGGAUUCGGAAUCCAGGAGAUUCUGGGCUUGAAUAAGGAGACGCCCGCGGUUACGCGGCGUCCAUUGGAAUCUCUGCCGCACAGUGCGCACCUUCUGGCGGCUAGAUCGGUUUUGGACUCGGCGGGAGUCGGGAUUGGGAUGGGAAUUAUUGGUCCAGGAGGAGGAAUUCAUUCGUUUUACAGCCAGCCUGCCUUUCUGGAGGUGUUACAGGAGGCGCAGAGUGUUCACCUUCAGCCACUCAACAGGGCCAGGGCAAUGGGACAGCUUGAUGCGCACCACUCCGCAAGCUGCUCUGAUUCAGAUGACAUAUCCUCCAGUGAAAAGACAUUUUCCAAAUCAUCGAUGAACCAAAACAAGAAAAGAAAGAAGAGACGACACAGGACUAUAUUCACGUCAGAUCAGCUGGAUGAGUUGGAGAAGGCUUUCAACGAGGCCCACUACCCUGAUGUCUACGCCAGAGAGAUGCUCUCCAUGAAGACUGAACUUCCAGAGGACAGGAUACAGGUUUGGUUUCAGAACCGCCGUGCCAAGUGGAGGAAGAGGGAGAAGUGUUGGGGUCACAGCAGUGUGAUGGCGGAGUACGGCCUGUACGGUGCCAUGGUCCGCCACUCCAUCCCUCUGCCGGAGUCCAUCCUCAAGUCAGCCAAGGACGGUAUCAUGGACUCCUGUGCCCCAUGGCUACUUGGUAUGCACAAGAAGUCCAUAGAUACCCCUGUUCCGACCUCUCCAGUAAAACUGGAAGCUCCCCUCUCCAAACUUCCUGCCAGGGAACGAGAGAGGGAGAGAGUGGUGGAGCGAAAGGUGGAGGAAGUGGAAGAGGAGGAGAGGAGAGAGAAUACCAGAUCGCCCGUAUCCAAAGAGGAACUGCGAGAGAAUAGCAUCGCUGCACUCAGGGCUAAAGCUCUGGAACACAGCGCUAAGAUGCUAGGGACACAUCCUGGUGGCGGACCACUGGGGACAGUUUCAGGGGAUGUACCAGGGGGGGCAGAGACAGCCGAUGGAGACAGAGGACAAACAGACAGAAGGACAGUUGAAGCCCGCAGAGAAGAUAGAGCCCAGUCACUGAUAUGA